Molecule: messenger RNA, 899 nt
Organism: Rosa rugosa (rugosa rose)
Lineage: Eukaryota; Viridiplantae; Streptophyta; Magnoliopsida; Rosales; Rosaceae
Exons: 1
Coding region: 8-868 (286 amino acids)
Source: RefSeq, a predicted model, not a curated record
CGAGCUUAUGUACUCCAGUCUUGAACUUGAAUCAGUAAAAUGCAAAGUUACCGAGAGUCAAGAAAAUGUGACCAACUUGCUCAAUCUGUUAGAGGUUGCAUACAAAGAAAGAGAUGAAGCCAGAGACCAGUUGAAGAAAAUCUUUGAGAAGAUGAACCCCAAUUGUACUCCAAUUGAUCAACUGCCAAAUCAUGUAGUCCAGUCUGUUAGCCCCCAAAUUUUGAUGCCGACGACAAAAGAAAACUUAAGCUUAACUGAAUCCAACAGUCCCUCUUCUGUUGAUUCCUUAUUCGAUCAUGCAGUUUCUUCACCAGAGUUUCCAAGCAUCAUUAUGCCUGAUUCAAGCACCAUGGGUUUUGUUAAUGUGAAGCAGCAUAAUGCGGUUCAACAAUUUAAUUUGGGCACUACUAAUGUUACCAUGAGUGCCCAAACUGAUACAGCUUCUGAAAUAGUUAACGAUUUUGCUAAAGGAAAGACUUUACCUCAGAAAGGGAAACUCAUGCAAGCUGUGAAGGAAGCUGGUCCAUUGCUUCGGACGCUUCUUAUUGCUGGUCCCCCAUUGCCCCAGUGGCGAAACCCCCCUCCUCCUUUGCAGCAGCCUUUCAAAAUCCCACCCGUUGCUCCGAUCAACGGUUGUACUACAGCUUCUCCUCUAAGCUUUAAUCAGAAACCAUUUGCCAUUUCAAAUCCUACAACUAGCUAUUUCAAUGUGGCUCAUACAUCUUCAGCUGCCAAUGCCAUGUUGAGUUUCAACACUGUCCUUCCUUCUGCUGGUGUUUCAUGCUUCAAUAACUCAAGAAUGAUGGAGACUUCAAACUCUGGUUUCGACCACCAAAUCCCAUUUGCCAAGCGGCGAAGGCUUCAAUGAAAUUGUUAGCGAAAAACACUGAACAGCUUUC